Molecule: messenger RNA, 2055 nt
Organism: Staurois parvus
Lineage: Eukaryota; Metazoa; Chordata; Amphibia; Anura; Ranidae
Source: the annotation of a GenBank genome assembly
AGUGCUUUGAUUGACUGUCUGAUCAAUCCUCUGCAAGAGCAAGUCGAGGAAUGGAAGAAGGUUGCUAAUCAGCUCGACAAGGACCAUGCUAAAGAAUACAAAAAGGCCCGUCAAGAAAUCAAGAAAAAGUCAUCCGACACUCUAAAACUUCAGAAAAAGGCCAAGAAAGGGAGAGGAGACAUUCAGCCCCAGCUGGACAGUGCCCUGCAGGAUGUCAAUGAUAAAUAUUUACUACUGGAAGAAACAGAGAAGCAGAAGCAGGCGGUGAGGAAAGCCCUGAUCGAAGAACGCAGCCGCUUCUGCUCCUUUAUCUCCAUGCUGCGGCCUGUCAUCGAAGAGGAAAUCUCCAUGCUGGGGGAGAUCACCCAUUUACAGACAAUAUCUGAAGACCUGAAGACUCUCACCAUGGAUCCCCACAAACUUCCCUCUGCCAGUGAGCAGGUGAUCCAUGAUUUGAAGGGCUCAGACUAUAACUGGUCUUAUCAGACCCCUCCAUCCUCUCCCAGUACCACCAUGUCUCGCAAGUCCAGCGUCUGCAGCAGUCUGAACAGCGUUAACAGUAGUGACUCAAGGUCGAGCGGUUCGCACUCACACUCACCCACUUCACACUAUCGCUAUCGCAGCUCCAAUCUGCCCCAGCAGGCACCGAUGAGGCUGUCCAGCGUCUCCUCCCACGAUUCUGGCUUCAUUUCCCAAGAUGCUUUUCAGUCCAAGUCUCCGUCUCCCAUGCCGCCGGAAGCUGUCAACCAGAAUUCGUCCAGCUCUGCCUCCUCUGAAGCGUCUGAGACCUGCCAGUCGGUCAGCGAGUGUAGUUCUCCUACAUCUGUGAGCUCCGGUUCCACCAUGGGAGCAUGGGCCUCCACUGAUAAGCUGUCUAAUGGGUAUCAUCACCAUGGUGAACUGCCUAUGGCAGGCCAUUUCACCCAUUUCCCACUCCCAGUGUCCCGCCCCUGGACCCGAUCUAGUUCCGCUGUCCCAGACUAUCACUAUUACACCAUUGGUCCAGGCAUGCUGCCAUCAUCCAAGAUCCCUUCCUGGAAGGACUGGGCUAAGCCAGGUCCAUACGACCAGCCUGUGAUGAACACGCUUCAGAGACGCAAACGUGAAGUUGACCCUUCUUCAGGAGCCCAGUUCAUGCAUCCCGGACUAAUUAAUGAGGCUCAUUCACCCCGCAGUACAAGAAUGCCCGUGGCAUCAAGGCAAGGAGAAGAAGCAGAAAACUGUGAUGAUCUGGCUCUUGCCCUGAGUAGAGGACUGCAGCUGGAUACACAGAGGAGUAGUCGGGAUUCCCUGCAGUGCUCCAGUGGAUACAGCACACAAACCACUACCCCAUGCUGUUCUGAAGACACCAUCCCAUCUCAAGUUUCAGAUUAUGAUUACUUCUCAGUGAGUGGAGAUCAGGAGCAAGAGCAGCAAGAUUUCGACAAGUCCUCCACCAUCCCAAGAAACAGCGACAUCAGUCAGUCAUACCGCAGGAUGUUUCAAGCCAAGCGCCCUGCGUCCACUGCAGGAUUGCCAGCCAACUUUGCGCCUGUCAUAGUCACUCCUGGUGUGGCCACCAUCCGGAGGACACCAUCCACCAAGCCAUCAGUGAGACGCGGUACCAUCGGAGGAGGUCCCAUCCCGAUAAAGACUCCAGUUAUCCCAGUCAAAACCCCAACUGUCCCGGACGUUCCGGGUGGGCUUCCCAACAGUACCAGUGAAGAAUCACCUGAGCAGAGUCCCGACUCGCCAUCCAUAACUGAAGGAGCCGUGCUGGGCGGUGACAUACCCACAUCUUUAUGGAGUGGACAGGCUUCUGUAAACCCCCCGGUUCCGGGAACCCCUGGUGUUAUUGCUGAAGAGCAAAGACCAGGUCGAUCCGAAAAUGAAGAUGAAGAAGAUGAACAGGAUGGUCCUGUCAUUCCUGAACCCACAGGCCAGCCAGACCCCGAGACAGGAGAUACUGCUCUGACAGAUGCACCACAGGGAGAAGAUAUGCUCAACGCAAUUCGCCGCGGGGUCAAACUGAAGAGGACCACCACAAAUGAUCGCUCGGCUCCUCGGAUCUCCUAG